AUGGUUCGAGAGGGAGAUGGUGUGAUCAGUGCGUGUUAUCAAGCAUUUUCUAGUAAUCUCUGUCCCACUGCAGAACUCAUGGAUCUAUCAAACAAGUUUGUGGAUUAUUCUAAAGGGCAUCCAUUUGCUCUCAAGUUGUUAGGUUCUGAUCUUUGUCAAAGAGACAAGUUAUAUUGGAUUAGGAAAUUGGAGAGACCGCAGAGAAGGCCAGAUGGAAAGGUUCAAGAAGUUCUGCAUAUGAGUUAUGAGGAACUAUGCCUGGAAGAGAAGAGCAUAUUUCUGGAUGUUGCUUGCUUCUUCAGAUCAGAAAAGUUGGAUUUGGUUUCGAGGAUUCUGAGCACUUACCAUAUUGAUGCUUCUAAUGUGAUAAAUGACCUUAUUGACAAAUGCUUAGUAACCGUUUCGGAUAACCGGCUUGAGAUGCAUGACUUACUGCUUACGAUGGAGAAGGAAAUUGGUUAUGAAUCAUCCAUCAAAGAGGCAGGUAAGCGCGGUCGGUUAUGGGACCAAGAGGAAAUUUGCCGCGUUUUUAAACAUAAAACGGGGACUGCAAAAAUUAGGGACAUCUUCUUGGAUAUGUCUAAUGUAGAAAGCAUGAAGCUAAGUGCUGAUAUUUUCACGGGGAUGUUGAGUCUCAAAUUCCUGAAAUUCUACAAUUCUCAUUGUUCCAAGUGGUGUAAAAAUGAUUGUAGAUUUCGUUUCCCGGGUGGGCUUGAUUGCUUUCCAGAUGAGCUGGUGUAUCUCCACUGGCAAGGGUACCCUUUGGAGUAUCUUCCAUUGAACUUCAACCCGAAGAAACUCAUUGAUCUUAGUCUGCGUUAUAGCAGCAUUAAGCAACUAUGGGAGUAUGAGAAGAACACAGGAGAGUUAAGUUUAGCCAAGUUUUCAUCAAUCCAGCAAAUGGACAGCCUUGUUUCUCUGAAUCUCAGAGAUUGCAUAAACCUCAAGCGUCUUCCAAAGAGCAUUAAUCUGAAAUUUUUGAAGGUUCUUGUCCUCAGUGGCUGUUCAAAACUCAAGAAAUUCCCAACUAUUUCAGAAAACAUAGAAUCUCUGUAUUUGGAUGGCACAUCAGUAAAAAGAGUUCCUGAAUCCAUAGAGAGUCUCAGAAACCUUGCUGUGUUAAAUCUAAAGAAUUGCUGCAGGUUGAUGCGUCUGCAGUACUUGGAUGCUCAUGGCUGUAUCUCACUCGAAACAGUAGCAAAACCCAUGACGCUUCUUGUGAUAGCUGAAAAGACACAUUCUACUUUCGUAUUCACGGAUUGCUUCAAGCUAAACCGAGAUGCACAAGAAAAUAUUGUGGCUCAUACUCAACUGAAGAGUCAAAUACUGGCGAAUGGAUAUCUUCAACGUAAUCAUAAGGUCCAAUAUCUUCGGUUUUAUCAUUUUCAGGAACUAGUUUUGGGACCUUUAGCUGCUGUAAGUUUUCCAGGAAACGACUUGCCAUUAUGGUUCCGCCAUCAAAGAAUGGGAUCUUCAAUGGAAACCCACCUGCCUCCACACUGGUGUGACGAUAAAUUCAUUGGCCUUUCUCUCUGCAUUGUUGUCUCUUUCAAGGACUAUGAAGAUAGAACCAGCCGUUUCUCGGUAAUAUGCAAGUGCAAGUUUAGAAACGAAGAUGGUAAUUCCAUCAGCUUUACUUGUAAUCUUGGAGGAUGGACCGAGUCAUCUGCAUCAUCAAGCCUCGAAGAACCAAGACGACUUACCUCUGAUCAUGUGUUCAUCAGUUACAACAACUGUUUCUAUGCCAAGAAAAGCCAUGAACUCAAUAGAUGUUGUAACACCACCGCCUCAUUCAAAUUCUUUAAUACUGAUGGAAAAGCCAAAAGAAAGCCAGAUUUCUGUGAGGUAGUGAAAUGUGGGAUGAGCUAUUUAUAUGCACCGGAUGAGAAUGAUUAUAGAUUGCAGGGAUUACAGGAGAAUAACCUCGAGAAAGCGGUAUCUAGAAAAGAAACAGAACUAAAUGAAACCGCAUUGGAUGAAGCUGCUAUGUCCAAGAGAGCCCGUUUAUGUUUACAAGAGGAAGAGCUACUGAACAGAAAAAGAAAGAAGGAUGAUAUCUCUUAUCCUGAUCAUGAGUGUUCUGUAACUUCUGUUUUUAGUUACGUGUAGCCAACACAGCCUCAUCUCUGGAAAUAACUAGUUUCAGAAAGCUGAUUUCAAUCAAGGUUUGGCUUCUAAACA
Molecule: messenger RNA, 2181 nt
Organism: Arabidopsis lyrata subsp. lyrata
Lineage: Eukaryota; Viridiplantae; Streptophyta; Magnoliopsida; Brassicales; Brassicaceae
Product: inactive disease resistance protein RPS4
Exons: 5
Biological process (GO): defense response
Source: RefSeq, a predicted model, not a curated record